Messenger RNA from Cucumis melo (muskmelon), 1180 nucleotides. RefSeq names its product two-component response regulator ARR5-like. The transcript has 5 exons. Bases 272 to 958 code for a protein of 228 amino acids. Lineage: Eukaryota; Viridiplantae; Streptophyta; Magnoliopsida; Cucurbitales; Cucurbitaceae. Gene Ontology annotation, biological process: cytokinin-activated signaling pathway; phosphorelay signal transduction system. The record is from RefSeq and is a predicted model, not a curated record.
CUUUUUCUUUUGUUUUGACCUAUCAUGGCGUCAAUUGACAAGUGGCCCUAAUCUUUAUCUGCGCUGGGAUUUCGAUUCUCUCUCCCAAAUCACAAUAAACAAACAAACCCCCUCUUCUCCGAUCUCACUGAAAAUUUUGGAUCCUCAGAAUCUCUGCUUUUACUCCUCCCCAUUAAUUAAACCAACCCAUUUUCCCCACUUAUAAGAUGUCCCCAUUUUCCCUCUUCUUCCAUCGCCAACCUUUUUUCUCUUCUCUCUCUCUUUUCUUCCCAUGGCGACGGUUCCUGAUCUCUUCCGCCGCAACAACGGACUUGUAGGGGUUUCCGACGAGUCGAAACAGAGGAGUUCGGGUUCGACUCAGCUUCAUGUUCUUGCUGUUGAUGAUAGUCUAGUUGAUCGGAAGGUUAUUGAGCGGUUGUUGAAGAUCUCGUCAUGUAAAGUGACUGUUGUUGAGAGUGGGAGAAGUGCUCUUCAGUAUUUGGGUUUGGAUGGGGAAACUAAUUCUGUUCAGUUUAGUAGUGGCUUGAAGGUGAAUCUCAUUAUUACAGAUUACUCCAUGCCUGAAAUGACGGGAUAUGAACUGCUCAAGAAGAUCAAGGAAUCAUCAGCUUUCAGGGAGAUUCCUGUUGUGAUAAUGUCAUCAGAGAAUAUUUUGGCUCGUAUUGACAGUUGUUUAAAGGAAGGGGCUGAAGAAUUCAUAGUAAAGCCAGUGAAAUUGUCUGAUGUGAAACGAUUGAAAGAUUUCAUUAUGGAAGGAGAAAAUGGAGGGAAGAAAAUUGAUCUUAAGAGGAAACUCCAUCCCGAUCAUGAUCACAACCCCUUGUCUCCGGCCUCUCUAGGGCCAUCGAUGACAGCUUUCGACCAAUGCCAAGGAUUUAAGCAACGAUCGCCACCGUCAUUACAACCGUCGCCGAUCAUACGUUCCUCAAAGAAACCUAGGUUCCUCAAUGGCAACUAAUUCACAUGAUGAUGAAAUUCAAGUGGUAAAAGCUCUUUGUUCUUUUUGUAUAAAAGUUGAUUGGUGUUGUUGGAAACUCAAAAUCUCCCAUUUGCUAUUUCUUUUUUUCUUUUUGGUUCAUUGCUGUUUCAAAGAUCUCAGAGAAGUAAGAAAAAAAAAGUACAUUGAAGUUUCAAUGAAAAUAUAAUAGACAAGUUACAUAGCUACUUGGCUUCUAUUGAA